GAUGUCGGGGGUGUGGGUGUUCAAGAACGGGGUGGUGCGGCUGGUGGAGAAGCAGCAGCAGCAGGGGGCGGGGGCGGCGGCGGGGGGGCGGAGGAAGGCGCUGGUGCACACGCCGAGCGGGCAGGUGGUGGCGUCGUACGCGGCGCUGGAGGCGAGGCUGGCGGCGCUGGGGUGGGAGCGCUACUACGAGGACCCGGCGCUCUUCCAGUUCCACAAGCGCGGCUCCCUCGACCUCAUCUCCCUCCCCGCCGACUUCGCCGCCUUCUCCUCCGUCCACAUGUACGACAUCGUCGUCAAGAACCGCGACUCCUUCCGCGUCGUCGACGCCUAGCUCCACCUCCAUCUCCAUCAUCUCUCGUCGGCCGCGUGUUCGCGUGCGGUCUCCAUCGAUCCUCGCGUCGUCUUUGUGUUCGUGUUCAUGUCCUGCUACUCUUUCUGAUCGAUUUGCUUCAUCUUCUUGUGGUGUUAACUAGAGAGAGAGAGUGUGUGUGUGUGUGUGUUUGUGUUAAUGUUUGUCACUUUGAUCGAUGUGUGCAUUUGUGUUCAUAUACAUAUGUACUAGCUUGCGUUUGCUGAUGCAUAUGUCUUUAAUUAUGUGUCAGUCUUGUCUAGCUAGGUAGUAUAAUAUACUAUAUGUUUAUACCUGAUCGAUGUGUGUAAUGUACGUAUUUUGUUUGCUUAAUUAAUCCCUGUUUCACCCUGGUAUGCAAGCUUCUUGAAUCGAGUAAUGUG
Molecule: messenger RNA, 732 nt
Organism: Oryza brachyantha (malo sina)
Lineage: Eukaryota; Viridiplantae; Streptophyta; Magnoliopsida; Poales; Poaceae
Product: flowering-promoting factor 1-like protein 1
Exons: 1
Coding region: 2-331 (109 amino acids)
Biological process (GO): regulation of flower development; negative regulation of mitotic metaphase/anaphase transition
Cellular component (GO): mitotic spindle
Source: RefSeq, a predicted model, not a curated record